UUUGUCUCCCAGUUUGGACCCUGCACGAUGGAACAGCAGCGUUGCCUCAGUUCUGUCCCCGGGAUGGUGAAUCCGGUGUUGAUUCUGUGCUGCAGAGAAGCACAGCUGAACACUGAGUGGAGGGAGGGGCACCGGGGAGGAGGGAGAAGCUGCAGAUCCAGAGCGUGCUAAAAGCGUCCAUUUCACCCUGCUCAGUGAAAAGCAAGCAUCAAGGACGGCUUUCCCAGGCUUCUGACAUCAUAUGGAAGUAGUUCAGGAGGUGGUUGGGAUGGCUCCUGCCAGGCUGUGGUGGUGGGACUGUAGCUACACAGAGGCAAUUUCUAACCCUUUCUAAUGGUCCAGUAUACACAUUAACCACUGAAAAGCAUCUGGGAGCUUUGUAUGCAUUAUUAUUCCUAAAAAAGGGAUGGGAAGCUCAGGGUCUGAGGACAAUAAAGAAGCUGCCAGGUUAGUGCAGUGUCCUGUGUGGAAGCAGCAGCUGGUGUUGGAGCCCAGCAGAAGGCACUGGAAUUGCCUCAGCACGUUGCUGUGCAGCUGCCUCAGCCUUGGGGAAGCUUCUUUUGCUUGUUCCUGGUUGCCCAUCUUAGGUUUUGAGGCAUGUGGAUCGACUGGUUUUGCACUUGUCUGCUGGAAUAGUUUGGAAUAUCCUGUUUGUGUCUGCUCUUAUUUUCUUUCUGCUUUCUGAUCCUGUUGGGAUUUGCCAUAAGUAACAUCUGUAGCUUGUGAAGCUCCACUGGUGUGUUGUGAUGAGGUGUCAUCCCCAGGUGACCAGGAGUUCAUCUGAUUGCACUGUGAGGUGGCAGAGAAGAGCAUAUCUCUGUGCCCUCCUUAAAAUCCAGACCAGUUUGGGUUGGAAGGGACUCUUAAGGCUCACCUCAUUCCACCCCUCUGCCAUGGGCAGGGACACCUUCCCCUAUCCCAGGUUGCUCCAAGCCCUGUCCAACCUGGCCUUAAACAUUUGCAGGAAUGAGGCAGAUUCUUUGGGCAACCUAUGCCUCACUGCCCCACAGGGAAGGCUUUCUCACUAAUAUCCAAUCUAAAUUUCUCCUCUUUUAUUUUGUCCUAUCACAUAUUAGUCCCUCUCAAUAGCCUGUCUGGCCCUUGCUACUCCCUCAAACUCAAACUCUCUGUUCUCUGUGCUUCUGACCUCUAUUUCUCAUCUUGAAAUGCUGCAUCCUUUCCCUGACACAAUGUCCUGCACAGCUGGAAGGUCCUUUGUCCAUUCAGGGUCUGCUGUUCCUGCUUUUGGCACAAAAUUCUCAGCUACACUGAGAAAAAGACACUGAUGACAUCUGUGAUGGAAUCGUGUCAGUAUUUUAAAGCUAAUUUGGAUUAGAGCGAGGUGUGAAGUUAUUCCAAAAUACCUCCAGUGCUUGCUGUUGGAUCAGUCUUAUUCUGGGAUAGGAAUGCUUGUUUCAAUUUAGCUUAAUCCUUUUUCAAAGCUAACUAAUCUAAACCAUGCCAAGGCACUCUUCUGGAACGUGCCAGAGUGUAGUUACUCAAAAGAAACCUGACAUCCAGAGGAACCCACUGCCCAUUCCUCUGUGUGGAUAUGGCUGUGCUGCUCUGGAGGCACGUUUAGCUCAGUGAGAGGGCAGACCUGGAAAGGAAAUUAAGGUUUUAAUCAGGUAGUUGCUUUAUAAAAGGAAUUUGAAGUGGUUUUGAAAGUGAGAAGAGCAGAUCCUCCUUUGCUGCCCCAGCAGCUCCACGGACCAGGUGAAAGCUGAUCCUGCAGAACGGGGGUGAGGGUUCCCCAGCUGGCUGGGGACACCUGUGUCGACACAGGAGGUGAUGGAUGUGGGGGAGAGCAGGGUCAGGCUUUAAAUCCACGCCGGAGCUGUGUAGGGUUACAGUGCGCCUGCAGUCACGCUCAGGGAAACGCACGCAGUGCCUGCUAAUUGGGGAAAUGGCCCUAUUAAUGAAAAGAAAUUUCCUCAGCUCACUUCAGAUAGAUGAGUGCCACGGUGGAGAGAAAGAAUUUUGGGUUGAGAUGGAUGUGGUUGUGCUGCCAGAAUCCUGCUCAGGUGUUUUGAAACGCCUGCAGGGAGUGGGCAGCGGGGGUCGGGCUGUGCCCGGCUCAGCCUGUUGGGAUGGCAGGAGCUUUGUGGCGGCACAUUGGAGCGAUAAAUCACUGGAAUGUUCCUGUCUGAUGGGAGCUGAGUCGGUGGGUGGAGGAGGGAGAUGCCUUUCAGUGAACUGCUGUUUCACUGUCCAUCCUGUACCAGGCAGGACUGGGAGGAUACCUAGGGAUUUGAGAAACAGAUACCAUGACUUCAUCCGACUGAAAUGGACCCUCUGGAGUUCAGUCACAAUAACUUUUACCUCUCUUUCAAAAAUCUUGGAGUAUGAACCUGAGGCAUUGAUACAAUCUCUUUCUUUUCCUGACUAUUCUCUUCUGUCUGGGAUGGAGGGAAGGGAAGAGAGAAGGGGUCGGUGAUGAGGUCAGUGAUGAGGGUGCUGACACUGUGGGACAAUAUGGACUUUACACAGUAAAAAGCUGGGAACUGCAGCAGUGUAGCAGUGGGCACAAGUAACUGUGAAACAUGAUGCCCAGAGCUCUGACUUGGUGAACUGACUGGGGGGGGUGAGGGGAGAAUGCAGAUGACGCAUUUGAUUUUUAAAAAAGAGGAAAGUGUUGACAGAAACUCUAUCUUGAUUAAGGGCAGUAGGAAAGCAUUCGAUUCCAGCCAUGUCUCCAGCUCAGUUACAGUUGGUUUUGGCUCUGAUUCUUCUGUUUGCCUUCUUUGGGCCCUACCUUGACAUCUUCACAGCCGUGGUAGCCGGUGCUUCUCCAGUGCCAUUCUUCCCUUUGGCUAUUGCAGUUCUGCUCAGGGGAGCUGGAGGUUUCUCAGUGCAGCCAUCCUCAGGUUGUGACCAGACGUGAUACCCCCGAACGCUGCAUUCCCUUAUUCAUGGAGCACACGCCAUCUGGGUCGAACCUUGUGUGGUCUGCCUAGACAGAUGGUUUAGGGCUGAGGCUGCCUGGAUUAGGAGAUACGCUGCCUUGGAGCUGAUUGGGCUCAUAAAAGCAAAGUUCAGGUGAUUUCCUCAGGGAGGGUUUUAUAACAUCCUCGUGGGCCUUGCCUUGCAGCUGUGCGAGGCACUGCCAAAGCACCUUUGCGAAAGGGUUUUGAUGUGAUUUCAGAGUUUAUAACUUUGUCACUGGCUUUAUUCCUGUUCCGUUGAGUUUAAUAUCACCUGUUGACACAGGGACUCCUCUUGCUGUCAGUGCUCCAUUAAUUAACUGCAGGGACUGUUUGACAUGGUCACAGUGCUCGGUUUGUUUAUAGCCUGGCCAGCCUUGGGCUAGUGCUGUGGAAUGCAGGAGGGCCUGACACUGCCCUCCUUCUGACUUUUUGCCCAGUAACAAUGCUCUACAGAGCCAUUUUCCUGCUUUGAAAAUCAAUUUACUCUCUAGAAGAGCACCUUUGUGUCAUUAGUUCUUGUUUGUAGCCCUUCAGAGGGAGACAGGCUGUGCUUUACAGUGCUCUGGAGUGAAGCUCAUCAAUUUUGUAAAUCCUGUAAUGAUAAGAACUCUUCUUUGUGUGGUGGUGAGGGAAGGAAGUGCAAAUCAGUUGCUUUCUGGAAAAGACUCACACUUUACUUUGUCUUAAAAAUACAAUUCUAGCACCUACAGGUACAAAGAAACCCCUCAAAACCUGAUCUUCCUGAUAGUUCUGAACCUGCAAAUGUCAACAGUGGUGAGAUCUCCUUAGCUUUGCCAAUCAGCAGUAGAAUAAAACCCUGCAUUGCUCAAGAGGCAUUUUGCCCAAAGGUGUGAAGUGCAAGAAAGGGGAGUUGUACAAAAGGCUGUCCCAGUGCCUCUCCCUAGAAACCCCAUGGUGGAAGAGAGGUGGGGGGUGAUUGCACUGACAUGCUGUUGUUGUCUAAACAACUGUAGUGGUGCAGGCAGAGGACUCCUGGGGACAGUGUGACAGCAAAGAUGGCGAGAUCAGAAUCCCGUUACUCCUUUGAUGUCCCAAACCCCUGCAUCAACUUUGCAACUCUGAAUGAGGAUGAUGCUGAUGUGCACAAUGCAGACUCCUGGUUUGACCUAAAAGCCAAUAUGGAGAAUAUCCCUCCUGCAGAAAAUGUGGCAAAGCUCUCACAGAGCAGCCCUGCUUAUACAAAGCCUGAUGUUCUGUCUAUCUGCACAUCACAAGGAGCAGCAAUGAAUGAAAGCAAUGGUGAAGCAGAGGAUGCACAGACCCACACGGUCUCUCAGAACAUCGUUGGGUCCCUGGCGACCUGGAGAGCUGCUGCCCCUGCAGAGGCCCCUCAGAGGGUGGGCAAGAGAGCGGCUACGAAGCCAAGAAAAACCCAGCAGCGCAAGCAGCCAGGGAGAAUCAAAGCAGAGAGAAUUGCUAAUGCUCUGGAUAAUAAGGAAGAGGUUCCACCUCUGAAGAAAAUGAGAAUUUCUGGCAGCAGAGAGGAGACAGAAGAAUCCACAAAGGCAGAGCCUUCACAGGAUCCUGACCUGUCCCCAGGGAGAGAGAAAAGCAAACCAUUCAUGCCCUCCACGCCAACAGUGUUGAAGAGGACCAAACCUUCUAGCAAGCUGAAGAGUACAGAAGAGCAGGAACUUGAAAAGAUGCAGCAGUUGCAGCAGGAGGUUAUGGAGCUGCGGAAGAAGAAUGAGGAGUCUCUGAAAGCAGCUAUUGCCGGAGCAGGACAACUUGUGAAGAGACCCGUUGGUCAAGUAACAAAGCCAAUUGAUUUCCACUUCUGCACGGAGAAUAGGAUUAAACAGAAUGUGGAAAGCCAGCCUGGGAAUGAGUACAAGGAGCUGGAUUUUGCAGCAGUGCUCAGGAAGCAUCCCCCUUCUCCGAUCCGAGUGCCAAAGGGACCCACUGUCCCCAAGCCUUUCAAUCUGUCCCAGGGAAACAAAAGAAAACUCGAAGAAACCACAUCAGAGUACGUGCCCUUUGCCGAGCAGGUAGAAGCAUUCCAGAAACGCACACCCUCUCGUUACCACCUGAGGAGCAGAAAACCUGAGGAAGAAGGCCAAGUUUCAGGCAAGUCGGUGAAGCCUCAGCUCACAUGUGCCAAAACGCCAGUGCUCCGAACAAAGCAGCGCUCGAGACCUGUCACCUGCAAAACUGCAGCAGAGUUAGAAGCAGAGGAAGUAGAGAAAAUUCAACAGUACAAAUUCAAGGCGCGAGAACUCAACUACAAAAUCUUUGAGGGUGGGCCACUCCUGCCCAAGAAGCCCUGCGUGAGGAACGUCACCCAGCCCGUUGGCUUCGAGCUGGAAACAGAGAAAAGGAUUCAGGAGCGUGAGAGUAAGAAGCGGCAGGAGGAAGAGCGCUUCGAAUUCCACUCCAGGCCGUGUCCCACAAAAAUCCUGGAGGAUGUUGUGGGUGUUCCGGAGAAGAAAGAACUUCCUUGUACGAUCCCCAAGUCUCCAGCCUUCGCUUUGAAAAGCAGAACCCGCGUGUCUGCCAGGGAGGAAGAAAAGGAAAAGGAGGUGGUGCCUGUGAUCAAAGCUAACCCUAUGCCACAUUAUGGAGUGCCCUUCAAACCCAAAAUGCCAGAGCAGAGGCAUGUGGAAGUUUGCCCCUUCUCUUUUGAUGCCCGGGACAAAGAGCGGCAAAUACAAAAAGAGAAGAAAAUAGAAGAAUUUCAGAAGGAAGAGGUGCCGAAGUUCAAAGCGCAGCCUCUGCCUUACUUUGACCAAGUCAAACUGCCAGAGAAGAAGGUCAAAGCCCCAACCCAGCCUGAACCAUUCCAUCUGCAGGUGGAUGAACGGGGAGCUGCCAAGCUCGAGAGCUGGAAACAUCAGCUCCAAGAAGACUUGAAAAGGCAGAAAGAGGCAGCGUGUUUUAAAGCUCGUCCCAACACAGUGGUGUACCAGGAGCCUUUCAUGCCCAAAAAGGAACAUAAACUACUAGCAGAGAGCCUUUCUGGUUCUGUAGUUCCUGAAAGCUUUGAGCUGGCAACGGAAAGGAGAGCAAAAGAACGGCAAGAAUUUGAAAAGCGAUUGGCAGACGCAGAAGCCGUAAGGGAGAGGUACCAGGAGAAGAUCAGGCAGGAACAAGAGGAGCGUGAAAAGGAAGAAGUUGCUAAGCUAAGGCAAGAAAUGGUUCACAAGGCAAACCCAAUACGGAAAUACCGCAGCGUAGAAGUGAAGCCCAGUGAUCAGUUACUGACUUUGCCAAAGUCUCCCAACUUCUCAGACAGAUUCCGGUGCUGAUGAGCAUCCACGUGAUCCUAGGAGGGAGAUCCCAUCCCUCUCCACUCCCGUGGUAGGAGAGAGGGAGCAGUUGUUUUUCUGUGACUCUGCCUGAACUCCCGCGCUUGGUUCCUUUGUACUGAAUAGUUUAACUCCACUUGAGCCCGUGGCAUCCCACCUAACUAAAUAAAGUUUCCUACUAUGA
Molecule: messenger RNA, 6377 nt
Organism: Myiozetetes cayanensis
Lineage: Eukaryota; Metazoa; Chordata; Aves; Passeriformes; Tyrannidae
Gene: TPX2
Product: TPX2 microtubule nucleation factor
Exons: 16
Coding region: 3944-6193 (749 amino acids)
Biological process (GO): activation of protein kinase activity; regulation of mitotic spindle organization
Cellular component (GO): spindle; microtubule
Source: RefSeq, a predicted model, not a curated record